UUAUCCAACCUAUAGAAGUAAAUUUAUGAACUGACUCGCACAUAGGCAAAAGUUAUUAUAGUAUCAAUGGUUCAAUCCAAUUAAAUUGAUAUGAAAUCCCCGUCUGUCUACAGUCCAUACAAUGCUAUUUCACUAAUUGGAGCUCCCAGACUCCGGUCUAACCACUGGAUCGAUUUACUACUACAAAAUCUUUUAGGAGAUUCGACCCGCCAGCCCUUAUUAGCACAUCGUUAGUUCAACCCACUUUCACUAUCGUCCUUUGUUGUUUGUAAGUGUGUUUCAGCCAAACCAUGUGUAAAUGGACUACUGGAUUCGUGUUUAUCAAAAGUAAACACAUAAUUCUUUACUUAGCUUACGGAAUUGCAACCAAUUGUUUUUGAAAAGUGUUGUGCGCGUUUGAGCGACCGUACGUGUGCGCUUUUUCGGUCGAGCUUUGUGCCGACGUGAUAAACAAAUUGAUUUAUUGCCACAUUCUAUCUUUACAAAUCAGUACAUCGAACUCUAUUCUUAAACGUGUGAACAGUUUUACGUUCAGUUGUUUUUCGGCAUCGUAAGGCGAUGUUGGGAUCAUUGUGUGUGCUACUGCUACGUAACGAACCUAAUCUGUGACGGUGACAAUCUGUCGGUUCAGAUUCAGAUCUAGCCUGUGAUUUCCAAGGACUGUGUAACUUUUUUGUCAACUAGGUAGUUAUAGGUCGUGAGUGAGUGAGUGUUGAGUGAGAUCUUUGGACAAGUGCGCAAGUGAUGUUUUUCAGUGAAGUGAUCAUUGGCAUAUGGAUUUGUUUGUAAUGGCUUGAGUUGAAGACAUGAUGCGGCGCGGUUCGAUGGCCAUGAUGGGGGGCGGGGAGCCGCUGAUCGUGGUCGAGGAGUCGGGGUCCGAGGACUCGGAGACCAGCUGCCGCCCGCCGCAGCUGCCGCGCGGGCUGUCCGUAGACGAGUCGCCCCCCGACCCGUACCACUUGUCCCCCUGGCGGGACACCAGGAAACACUCGCUGCCGACGCCCUCGUGCACCACUGGGCCCACUGCGAGCCAGGUGCGUCGUCUGUCGGAGCGCGGCGAGGGCGUGGCCAAGGAGGCGCGCGAGGCCGCCUUCCUCGCCACGCUGAGCCAGGCGCCGCCGCAGCCCGGCGGCCGCCGACAUUCCGUAGUGACCAUAUCCCGGGUACCUCAGUCACUGUUCGGACGCGGACGCCGAGAAUCUAUCGCAGCCUUCCCGGCCCUCGGCCGCCGCAGGGACUCCGCCGUCAAGAAAUCUACGGACACGCUGGGCAGCUCGCACAACCUGCAGCUGGACAUCAUGGACGACAUCGUGGCGGCGCGCAAGGUGCGCAUGCGGCUGUGGAACACGUCGAGCGAGCGCGUGUGCGAGGUGCAGCCGCUGGACGAGCGCUCGCCGGGCUGCGUGCAGCGCUACACGCACCGCGCGCGCCGCCACAGCGACUACGUGGGCACGCUGCCGCCCAUCCCCGCGCGCCGCCGCGCCAGCGACAUGCCGCCCGCCGCGCCGCCGCCCGUGCCGCCGCGCCGCUCCGGCGUCGUCUGCACCGACUCCGACUUGCACACCAUGCUCACGGCGCUCACCUCGUCCGCCACGGAGAUCGACCGCUGCGGCCGCCCCGACGCGCGCCGCCGCCUCGCCGACACGCGCUCCAGCAGCUUCGACGCCUCCUCGCUGCGGGACAAGCUGGACGACGCCGGCACCGCCUGGUUCACGCGCCGCCACCAGACUCUGGCCGCCAAGAAGAAGGAGGCUGAGGCCAAGAAGACCAAGGUGACGUUCGCCCCGGAUGCCAAGCCGGCCCCGGGCGACGCGGCCGCCGUGGUGUGGGACAAGCCGUCCGGCUCGGUGGUGGACGCGAGCGCCCUCGGGAGUGCCAUCGAAGUGUUUCUGAGGAAGGCGGGCGCGGCGGAGGCGGCCCCGGCAGCGUCAACAGGCGCCAUCCCCAAGGAGCCGGGGCGCGGGCGCGGGGAGCGCGGGGCGCGCGGGGCGGCCGCGGCGCGCGGGGUGCGCGGGGAGCGCUGGGCCGCGCGCUCCGACGACGACUCGGCCGACGGUUGUGACGCCACCCUCUGCUCCUCAAUUAAGGACCUCUUCGUCUAGACCGCCGUAGCGGGCCAUAUUCUUGUAAAAUAUAUCUAUUAGGCUUUUGAAUAGGUACUGACUCGUGAGAUAGAGCCCGGGGCCGAGGGCUCAGCGCCUCGGGCUCGGCUGGAUGCGUACAUGCGCACACUGUAUAUCUAUUAACUUUAUGAAUCUUUCAAUGUGAUAGACAACGCGCGGGCGCCGGCCGCCUAGGCGCGACCGACGUCCGCUUGCGUGAAUUAUUUUUAGAGUAAAUUCUACUAUUUUCAUUGUAAAUUUUCAAAUUAUGAGAGUCAAGAAGAGGAGACGUGUUUAGUAGAUAGAUAAAUGAUAUUUGUGAUGCCGGGCGCGCCCCUCCCCGCGCCGCCCGCGCCCCCCCCCCCCCCGCCCUUCCCGCUCCGCUCCGAGAGCAUCUGUGUCUUGUAAUCGAAUGUUAACAUUGAUAAACUAUAAUAAUAGAAGAUACGAUUAUGGAAGAUGGAAGAGUUGUCUGGAUGAAUACGCUUCCAGGGAGGCGAUUCUAGGAUAUCGUCUAAUCAAUAAAAGUUUUUAUCGAUGUU
Molecule: messenger RNA, 2644 nt
Organism: Plutella xylostella (diamondback moth)
Lineage: Eukaryota; Metazoa; Arthropoda; Insecta; Lepidoptera; Plutellidae
Source: RefSeq, a predicted model, not a curated record